This is a messenger RNA of Ostertagia ostertagi, 453 nucleotides long. NCBI's taxonomy places the organism in Eukaryota, Metazoa, Nematoda, Chromadorea, Rhabditida, Trichostrongylidae. The record is from the annotation of a GenBank genome assembly.
AUGGAAGUUUUUAUACAGACAAACUCAUUGGAAUUCUUUUCAUUGGUAGCCGAUUUCAAAAUGAUUUGCGACGAUGCAAAUAAAGUGACUUCUCUGACAAUGAUGAUGGAGUACACAAACAACAAGUAUCGCGUAGUGAUGGCGUCCGCAUUUCAGUGGCCAUUUGCUUAUAUGACAAUAGCGCUGAUCGCUUUUCUCACGAAGGGAUGGCAGAAUUUCUUCGUAUUUCUCAAUCUGGUCUCAUCACCACUUGCCAUAGGUUUCAUGCUGUUUUUGGAGUCACCACGAUGGCUGAUCGCUACCAACAAGUUGGACAAGGCGUGCGAAGUUUUGAAUGACAUUGCACAUCAGCGUUGGAAUAACACCAAGGCGCAUUUCAACACUUCAGACAUCUCAUCGAUUCACAAAAACGAGAAGAAACGCUUCUAUACAUUUUACCAUCUUUUCAGGUAA